Messenger RNA from Erigeron canadensis, 746 nucleotides. RefSeq names its product 17.9 kDa class II heat shock protein-like. Lineage: Eukaryota; Viridiplantae; Streptophyta; Magnoliopsida; Asterales; Asteraceae. The transcript has a single exon. The record is from RefSeq and is a predicted model, not a curated record. Gene Ontology annotation, biological process: response to salt stress; response to hydrogen peroxide; response to heat. The coding region runs from base 76 to 549 and encodes 157 amino acids.
CAAAAAUCUCAAAUAUAUUAUACUCCAAAAUCGCUUACCAAAAAAAGUUAGUCUAAACAAUCGAGAAAUAUUAAAAUGGACCUCCAUUUCAUUCCAUUGUUACAAAACCUCCACCACAUCCUGGAAGAAACCAACAAAUCAUCAUCAGACAGCAACAGCAAUGUCGGUGAACCCGGUCGGGCUUAUGUUCGAGACGCAAGAGCAAUGGCGGCAACACCAGCUGAUGUGAAGGAAUACCCGAAUUCAUACGUGUUCAUAAUCGACAUGCCCGGUUUGAAAUCUGGAGAUAUAAAUGUGCAGGUCGAAGAUGAGAAUGUGUUGGUGAUAAGUGGAGAAAGGAAAAGAGAGAAUGAAGAAAAAGAAGGGGUGAAGUAUGUACGGAUGGAGAGGAGGAUUGGAAAAUUUAUGAGGAAGUUUUCGUUGCCAGAGAAUGCGAAUAUGGAUAAGAUAUCUGCGGUUUCUCAAGACGGGGUUCUUACUGUUACUGUUGAGAAGCUGCCUCCCCCUGAGCCCAAGAAGCCCAAGACUAUUCAGGUUCAGGUUGCUUAGACUGAUUGUGUCGAAAAUUGGAAUGUUUAGUCUCUGUGAUGUUUUAAUUAAUGAAGAAUAAGUUGGAUGGAUCUUUUGUAGUGAAAGUGGUAUUUUGAGUGAUGUGGGUUAUUUCGUUGGGUUGGCUCUGUUUUGCUGAUACUUUUGAUGUAAUGAAAUCUAUCUAAUAUCAAUGUUGGUUUGCUGUUCGAUUAAAA